AGGGCGCUUUCCUCCUACCUCCUCCAUGCGUUUUUUAGGGUUUAGGGUUUGAACUCUGAAGAGCUAAACAGUUCAACAGCAAGAGGAGCAUUCUCGUAGGCGGAGAUGAGACCGUUGGACGAGGCUGAGACAACUGCAGUGUUCGAAAAGCUCUUCAAAUUCGUCGGAAACAACCUCAAGAACAUCGUUGAAAAUCCCUCCCAUGAAGGUCCCGAUUCCAACCCUGGCCGCUAUUGCUUCCGCCUCAACAAGAACAAAAUCUACUAUGUCAGCGAAUCCCUCGUCAAGCGGGCGACCAAUAUAGCCCGACCGAAUCUCGUUUCUCUCGGCACUUGCAUCGGCAAAUACACUCACGGAGGUAAUUUUCAUCUCACAGUUCAGGCCCUGAACUUGUUGGCUGCUAAUGCUAAGCACAAGGUCUGGCUCAAACCCCAGUCUGAGAUGUCUUUCUUGUACGGGAAUCAUGUUUUGAAGAGUGCUUUGGGAAGGAUUACAGAGAGCAUUUCGCCUGGUGAUGGGGUUGUGGUGUUUUCCAUGUCUGAUGUGCCGUUGGGUUUUGGUGUGGCUGCUAAGUCCACGCAGGAUUGCAGGAAAUUGGACCCUAAUGGUAUUGUGGUGCUUCACCAGGCCGAUAUUGGUGAGUAUUUGAGGAUGGAGGAUGAGCUUUGAAAGUUUUUUUUUUUUUUGGGCAAUAGUAUUGGUGUUAGAAAGAGGGGCAUAACUGUUAUAAUUUUUGUGAGUGUCUUAUCCAAUUCGGGUCACUGAGUUUUUGAUUCAACUAGGAACUUGUGUAUUACACUGAGAACUCUGUUUUGUUGAAUACUGCAGUGACUAUAACCAUAUUCGUCUUCCCCUCGACUAUGUUAGUGCCUGCAAUGUCGUUUUACUUGUAUGAAUUCAAUUACUUGUCUUUUCUAUGUUAAGGAUUUUUGGAAUCAUUAUGCUUUCUACAUCUACAUUUUACAUUGAAAGCCCCUGAAUGUUUCUGCUCCUCAAGAGCAAGGAAGACAAUGCAUUGCGGAUUCCAGCUGAGGCA
This is a messenger RNA of Neltuma alba, 1036 nucleotides long. RefSeq names its product 60S ribosome subunit biogenesis protein NIP7 homolog. Gene Ontology annotation, biological process: ribosome assembly. Gene Ontology annotation, molecular function: RNA binding. Lineage: Eukaryota; Viridiplantae; Streptophyta; Magnoliopsida; Fabales; Fabaceae. The transcript has a single exon. The record is from RefSeq and is a predicted model, not a curated record. Gene Ontology annotation, cellular component: nucleus. Bases 106 to 669 code for a protein of 187 amino acids.